Molecule: messenger RNA, 219 nt
Organism: Colletotrichum orchidophilum
Lineage: Eukaryota; Fungi; Ascomycota; Sordariomycetes; Glomerellales; Glomerellaceae
Exons: 2
Coding region: 1-219 (72 amino acids)
Source: RefSeq, a predicted model, not a curated record
AUGAAGUUCGCCACAGUAUUCGGUCUCCUGUCAUUGGCGACUGCUGUUGCCGCGAAGCACUACUGCCUCGGCGCAUGCAUCAAGUGCUACUGCGGCGACAUCCACUGUAACCACAACGCAUACAAGUCUCCCAAUUCGAACAACACGCAAGGCCAUUGCGAUCAGCCCGGGGGAUUCCAUCUUGGAUGCGGCUGGAAUUCGGGUGGAAAGUGUUUUUAA